Molecule: messenger RNA, 4821 nt
Organism: Phasianus colchicus (ring-necked pheasant)
Lineage: Eukaryota; Metazoa; Chordata; Aves; Galliformes; Phasianidae
Product: fibulin-7-like
Molecular function (GO): calcium ion binding
Source: RefSeq, a predicted model, not a curated record
ACUGAGGACCACUAGGACAUGACUGACCACUAGAGGAUGAGUGGGGACUACCAGGGAAUGACUGGGGAUCAUAAGGAGAUGAUUGGGGACCACCAGGAGGGAUGUUGGGCAAUCAUCAGGAGAUGACUGUGGACCACUAGGACAGGUCUGACCAUCAGGGGACAAGUGGGGACCACAAUGGGGACAAUUGAAAGUUGACUGGGGACCACUAGGACAUCACUAGGGCAUGACUAGGACAUCCUGGUCUAGUGGUUGGUGACCCUGCCUGUGGAAGGGGGUUGAAACUAGGUGAGAUCCUUGAGGUCCUUUUCAACCCAGCCAUUCUAUGAUUCUAUGGUUCUGUGAUUCUAUGGUUCUAUGACUGACCAUCAGAAAAUUAAGGGGAACCACCAGGAGAUGACUGAGGACCACCAGGGAGAAUGUUGGGAAACCAUCAGGAGAUGACUGGAAACAGCUGGGACAUGACUGGGGACCAUGAGGAGAUGGCUGAGGACUAUUGGGAAUGUUGGGCAACCAAAAGAUGAUUGAGGGCAACCAGGAGAUGACUGGUGACCAUCAGUGGAUAUAGGGUAAGCACUGGGGUAUCGGCCACCAUGAGAUGUUGGGGACCUCAGAGAAUCAAGUCCUUGGUGCAUGCUGGGUCUGGCAGAGGAGGGCUGGGGCACUCACCAACUUCUGCAUGUUGGCUGCAGGCGGAUGCACUUUGCUCCUCAGCUUGUUGUGCAGUGAGAGCACCAAGAAUGUCUCCUUCUCGCUGAGAGCUGCAGAGGGUAAGGUGCAGCUGGGUUGCUGGUCCCUUGCGGCAGCCUUGGUUAUGGGAAGGCACCCGGGUCUCCAUGGAGACCAGAGGGGAGUGAAGGAAGCACUUUGGGACAGGAGCACAAAGGGGACAGGGGCUGGGGAGUAGCAGAGACUGCCAGGAAUGCACCCGAUCCUCAGUGGGGGGGGGUCCGGCACAGCACUGCCUUCAUCGUGUUGCACUUGUCACCAGCCCAGAGCCCAUCCCUGCCCCACAUCCCCAGCCCCAGCCCCACAUCCCCAUCUCCAGCCCCACAACCUCAUCACCACCCGAGCCCCCUGCCUGUUUAGGUACAGGGCAGGAGAACAUCCACCCCAUCCCUUUGGGAACGAUGCCUCGGGGCUCCCAAGCUGCUUUUAGCCUGAUGUGAGCGGAAAGCCCCCCCCACCCCCUCUUCCCAUUACCUCGGGGUCCUGGAGCCAGUGGGGACAGCUUCUCCGACUCACCCACCCUCCAGGCCAGGCAGGCCAGCAGCACCAGCAGCAGGCCAGCCAGACCCCUGCUGUCCUCCAUGCUCACUAAAGGGAGGACUGCGGAGGGAAGGGAGGAUUUGGGGAGGGACGAGCCAGUCCUGCGUGCCUGCGUGUCUGCUUCCAAGAUUUGAUCCUAUUCAGGACUUCAGACAGGCGCUGCUGGUCAGCUUGAACAAAAGGUUGACGGGUGAGUAAUAGCUCUGUCAAAACAGUCCCAGGCAGUGGAGACAGCUCGGGGGGCCCCUCGGUUCCAGCCCCUCUACUGCAAAGGGGUCGGGAUCGCAGGCACUGGGCAUCGCCCCCCAGCCCCACUGCCUGCUCUCCUCCUGCUCCAUGAAUUAAACAUGCUGGGGAGGUAAUGCACACUGCUGGGGAGGGAGCUGUGGGCACAAGGCCAAAUUCCCGCUCCAGUGAGCUGGGCAACGCGGAUACGGGGUGGGCGACAGUGGGAGGGAUGCUCGGCGUUGGGCAGGGGGCCCAGAACCCCCUCUGUUUGAGUGCUCGGGGGUCCCUUGGCACAGGGCAACGUGUGAGUCUCCAAAAUGAAAGGUCAGUGUAGCCCAUGGGUUUCCUGCAGAGCCUCUGGCAUCCCCACCAGCUGCGCCAUUUGGGAUGGGGAGGAUCAGAGCCUCCCCAGCAGCCCAGCCCAGAGAGCAGCCCAUGUCCCUUCUGUAUGCCUUCCUGCAAUGAGGGACAACGCUGGAGCCUCCCAUGCAAGGCAGUCCAGGAUCCUCCCUCACCCUAACACUACCCUAACCCUAAUGUUAUCCCUCACCCUAACACUGAUGCUGAUCCUGAGUCUAACCCAAUCCCAGGCUGCAAUGCAGCCAAGCUACCCCCCACCGAGUGCAGACCCCAAAGCCAACUCUGGUCCCAGGAGCCCUCCCCGUGCUUGGCAGAUGCUCCAGAUCAGCUCCAUACCACACACCCAUUGUGCCACGUGCACUGAGCACCGGUGAGGCUGUGAGCACGGUGACAGCCACCGCCUGGCCCCGGCCAUCCCAUGUGAGCAGCAGCAUGCCACAGCCGCAGGGAAAGCCAGCAUCUGCUGCCCGUGUGACAUAAAAGGCCCCAAACCUUCUGAUCUGUGGAGAGGGAAGGGAGAGGCCAGUGCUAGUGCCAAGGGGAAACUUUCCUAUGGCUCGGGCAGGGGAAAAAACAACAAACACUCAGGCAUGCAGGCACACACAGAGAUUAAAUCCGGUGAGCGGAGGAGCAGGCUGUGAGCGAGUGACUGAAGGAGGUUGAACUGGGCUGGGAGCUUGGGGAACAUCCCGGAGCCCCUGAAAUCCAGCAGGUCUGUGGGUAAGGGUGGCUGUGGGGUGAUGCCACAUGGUGGUCACAGUGCCAUGUCACUGCAUGGAGGGUUGUGGGACAGUGGUGGGGGUCUCUGGGUGAUGUGGCUGCAAGAGCUCGGGGUGGGGAAGGGAACACCACCUUGAUUCCACCCUGAUGGGGCUGUGGUGUGGGGCAGGAUGGAAUAUUGGUGUCUCGUCCUUGCAGCCAGCUGUGCCGCGAUGCUCAUCCCACUGCCAGGCUGGGUGGCCCUGUGCAUCCUGCAGCUGUCCCUCGGCAGAACCCAGGAGUGCCUGAGCCACCAGCAAGUGCUCAGCACCGUGCGGCAGAUGCAGAAGCUGCUGUCGGCACAGGAGGCUGCCCACCUCCAGGGCACGCGCAGCCUCAAGAAGCAGCUCUCAGUGCUGCACAGCCGCAUCCAGAGGCUCGCUGGCAAACGUAACGACACCUGUCCGCAGCUGGCGGUGCCCCUGAACGGGCGGAAGCUGGGCCGGAGCGCACGGGUGGGCCACGACGUUCACUUCAUCUGCAAUGCUGGAUUUCAGCUGGUGGGCUCGGAGUCGCGCACCUGCCGGAGGGACCGCACCUGGAGCGGCACCCAGCCCUUCUGCAGAAGUAUCGAUGAAUGUUCCAGCAACCCGUGUGCCAACGGUGGGACCUGCGUGGAUGGCAACCAGAGCUACACAUGCCUGUGUCCUCGGGGCUGGUCAGGAGCCAGCUGCCAGAGCCCUGUCUAUGCCUACUGGGUGACACUGAGCAACUCAUCCUUCAGCCGUCAGCCCCGCUGUGCUGAGGGACGCCCAGGCUCGCGGCACUGCAGCUGUGAUGUCGGCUUCCAGAUGCGAGCAGGAGGUGUUUGCCAAGAUGUGGAUGAGUGCCAGCUUUUCCAGCCUAACCCCCAGACCCGGAUCUGCCUCCAUGAUUGCCUCAACCUCCCUGGCUCCUACGGUUGCCUCUGCCCACCGGGGUAUGUGCUCCAUGCCGACCGCAACACCUGUGAGGAUGUGGAUGAGUGCAGUGGGAACCAGCACAACUGCACCCACGGCGAGCUCUGCAUCAACACCUUCGGGGGCCACCGCUGCGUGCGCCCCAAGUGCCCCCCACCACGCCACAACACCAGCUAUGUCAAGACCUCCAGCUUCCAGUGUGAGAGGAACCCCUGCCCCACAGACAGCCGAGCCUGCCGCCUGGCCGCCACCUCCAUCUCCUUUCACUACCUGCCACUCCAGGCCAACCGCACCGUGCCCCGCGUCCUCUUCAAGAUGUCCACCACCCGCUUUGUGGGUGACAGCCUGCGCUUCACCAUCAUAGGCGGCCGGGGCCAGGGCGUCUUUGCAGUGCGGCGCUCCGACCGGCAGACGGGAGAGCUGGUGCUCAGCAGCCCGGUGGUGGGGCCAGCCACGCUGGAGGUGGAGCUGGAGAUGAGCGAGUUCUCCCGCAAGGUGCUGCUGGGCAAGCACAUCUUCAAGGUCACGGCCUUUGUGUCCCAGUAUGAGUUCUGAGAUGCGGCUCUGCUGGAGGCAGAUGUGGCUCUGUCCUGCGGAGCGAUGGAGUGGGAUCAGCGUGGUGACCUCAGCCCUCAUCCUGUUAGAGCCGUUUCUUGGAGUUGGCCUCAGUGUGUCCUUCCAACUCGGGAGAUGCUAUGAUAUCCUAGGAUUCCUCCUGCUUGCUCAUGGCUGUUAGAGCGUAGCAGAAGAACCCCCGCUCAUAGCUGAUGCUGCUAGAAGGAAUCGAGAAGCCGUGCAGAGGGUUACAGCAGGAAGGGACCCAUCUGUGCCAGCCUGCUGUGCCCCCUCAUGCCUCAUACCAAUAAAAGAAAACUGCCUGUAAGGAGGGUGUCCUUGCUCUGUGACAAACAUCUUUUGUGGUGCCUGGCUCACGCUCAGCCCUAUGGGCAGGAACACCAGAGGCACAGAAAGAGCAGCAGGGCUCCCAGCUGGGCCGGGGUCAGUGGCUUUCUGUCCCCUCAACCCACCAACACAGGGCAGGCCACGGGGGAGGGAAAGGCCCUGAGCCCCACGCAGGGCAAGGAGCGAGGAGGGCCUCUGUGGACGGGCUCCUGAGGCCGCCCCCACACAAAGCAGCCGCUGUGCGCGGCCCAUAAAGCCCUCCUUGUGCUGCGGGCACCGCUCGCCAGCACCUGAGGGCCCGGCAGUGGGGGGAAACCGGUUCACACAGCGGCUGUGCGGACGGCGGCCCUGCAACCUGCCAUGGCGCACGGGAGCGGCGAGCCGCGCUGAGGCGGGAAGCGAA